Dunckerocampus dactyliophorus (ringed pipefish) is the source of this 3794-nucleotide messenger RNA. RefSeq names its product Rac/Cdc42 guanine nucleotide exchange factor (GEF) 6 (gene arhgef6). Gene Ontology annotation, molecular function: guanyl-nucleotide exchange factor activity; protein binding. The transcript has 23 exons. Bases 248 to 2587 code for a protein of 779 amino acids. The record is from RefSeq and is a predicted model, not a curated record. NCBI's taxonomy places the organism in Eukaryota, Metazoa, Chordata, Actinopteri, Syngnathiformes, Syngnathidae.
AGACACCCGGAUGUGCAAUACUUCGUUUGCAUGGAACUCAUGCUCUAGUCUGCCUAUUGUUGAGGUGCCUACUUGCCAGUAGGGGUGAUCAGCACUUUUUGGCAUGUAGUAACAGCCCUCCUUCCUUCCUUUCCACCCCCUUCUUUCCUCUGACGCCUGUAGCCGAACUUGAAGCAGAAGUGCGGGCUGCGAGUUGCAUACUCCCAGGCAUGAGUGCUGUUUAGGCGAUGACCGUUGUGACGGCGCCAUGAACCCAGAGGAGCAGACCGUAACGUGGUUAAUAUCGCUGGGGGUGCUCAGCUCACCCAAGAAAAACGUCGCCGAUCCGGGGGAGUUCUUGAAAACCUCCCUGAAGGAUGGCCUCGUCCUGUGCAAGCUGGUGGAGCGACUUGUGCCUGCCUUCACUGCCAAGUACUGCCCGGAUCCCCGAACCGAAGCUGACUGCAUAGGCAACAUUCGAGAGUUUUUAAGAGGAUGUUUGUCCUUGAAAGUGGAGGGGUUUGAGCCUGAGUGUUUGUACAGCGGAGAGAAUUUUGGCAAAGUCCUGACCACUUUGGUGGCUGUCAACUUCGCCACCCAAGACAGUGCUGCAGAGAGGUCAUGUCAACAACCCGGCACCCAAUCUCUUAGUCAGUCCUUGCACACGACCUCCUCUGCCAAAUCCAAAGGCUCUCUGCGGCGGCAGUCCAAACCAGUGGAGAUGUCUGAGAACGGCGGGGGCGGUGGUGUUGGGGGUAGUGGCGGCCAGCUGGUGGUGAAGGCCCGCUUCAACUUCAAGCAGAACAACGAGGAUGAGCUAUCCUUCAACAAAGGGGACGUCAUCGCUGUGACGCGGCAGGAAGAAGGCGGAUGGUGGGAGGGUACUCUCAGUGGGAAGACGGGCUGGUUCCCCAGCAACUACGUGCGUGAGGUCAAGUCCUGCGACAAACCAGUGUCUCCUAAAGGAACCCAGCUGACCAAAAGCUACUACAGCGUGGUGGUACAGGACAUCUUGGAACACGAGCGAGAGUUCGUCAAAGAGCUGCAAACGCUGCUGAGUUGUUACCUGCGACCGUUACACACCAGUGACAAGCUGAGCAGUGCAGACAGCGCCACCUUGUGUGGAAACCUGGAGGAGAUACUCACCUUCCAGCAGGGCUUGUGUGCCUCAUUGGAGGAAUGUGCAAAAGUACCAGAGGGUCAACAGCGUCUGGCGGGAUGCUACUUGAAUGUGAUGUGUCAGAUCAAGUCUCUCUACUUGUCCUACUGCUGCAGCCACCCUUCGGCCGUCUGCAUCCUCACUGACCACAGCGAGGACCUUGACAAGUUCAUGGAGAUCCAAGGAGCCAGCGCCCCAGGCAUCCUUACGCUGACCACCAGCCUCAGCAAGCCCUUCAUCAGGCUGGACAAGUACCCCACCCUGCUGCAGGAGCUGGAGAGACAUGUGGAGGAAGCUCACCCGGACUUCCUUGACAUUGUAAAGGCCACGGCAGCAUUCAGGAGCUUAGUGAUGCAGAGCCAGGACCUGCGAAAGCGCAAGAACCUGGAGCUCCAAAUUUUGUCAGAACCGGUCCGCGACUGGGACGGGGACAGUAUGAAGAGCCUGGGUCAUGUGGUCUACAUGUCCCAGGUCCACGUGAGGAAUGGCUCCAGCAAGGAUAAAGAUGAGCGCUACUUGAUGCUUUUCCCCAAUGUUCUAGUAAUGCUGUCCACCAGUCCACGGAUGAGUGGCUUCAUUUAUCAGGGAAGGCUGCUGCUGACGGGCACCACAGUGACGAGACAUGCAGAGGAUGCAGACAGUGCACACUUUGCAUUUGACAUCACAGGAAGCAUGAUGGAGCGCAUCACAGUGUUCUGCAGCAGCGCCGCAGAGCUGCAGGAGUGGCUCGAGCACCUGCAACCAUUUAGCAAAGGAGGCAGCCCAGCGGGCACCAUCUUAAAGAAUGUAGAGGGCAAGUCAGUGAGCAUGGUGGGUGCCCCUACCCAUAUGUCUCACCUUGGCAGUCUGGGUGGCCUCAGCCGUGGGCCCCUGGAGCCGCCAAAGAUCAGCAAGCCCUGGUCGCUCAGCUGCCUGCGCCCAGCACCGCCCCUCAAACCCUCAGCUGCACUGGGCUACAAAGAGAGGAUGUCUUAUAUCAUGAAGGACUCCAGCAAGAGCCCACGGCCCAUGAAGAAGUUCCUGCCUGGAAACAGGAAGAAAGAGAGGAAGCCAUCUGAUGAUGAGGUUCACACCAGGAAAAGCACGGUGGCUCUGGAGGAGGAUGCUCAGAUCCUGAGAGUGAUUGAGGCCUACUGCACAGGAGCCAGCCUGCACUCCACUAGCACAGCAGUGCGUAAAGAGUGUGUGCCUCAGGUGCUCCUUCCAGAGGAGGAGAAGAUCAUUGUGGAGGAGAUGAAGAGCAACGGGCAGACUGUCAUUGAGGAGAAGAGUUUGGUGGACGCGGUUUAUGCUUUAAAAGAUGAAGUUCACGAACUCAAAAAGGAGAACCAAUGGAUGAAACAUUUCCUGGAGGAGGAGCAGAAGUCUCGCAAAGAGCUGGAGAAGGUGGUCCGCAAACUAGCCAAGCAGAAGAACGACUGCACGUGGGAUGAUGGGGUUGGUCAUUGAACACACACACACACACACUUGAAAUGCAUAUGGACAUGAUUCUAGCAUGUCCUUACAUAUGUCCCAUGUUAUUAAUAUAAGCAUAAUGGUAGCUGUCCAAUGGAAAGCAUGCAUACUUUCCAGCUGGACAGUUUUACUUGCUUGUGAUUGGACGCUAUGUCAUCACCAGAACGUCCACUUGCAUUUUUAAGCUUAAAAGCAGGACGCUAUGGAGUUCUGUUACCAUGGCAACUAUUUCUACACUCUUAGCGUCAUUUUUUUUUUGCUGCCAGGACCCUCAUAAUGGGAAUAAUAAUCAGCUUUCAUAGUGUUUAGCUUUUCAAUUCAUAUCAAAAGCAGCAAGAAUGUUCCUUAAGAGGGGUGUGCAACCUGUGGCACAUUGGGGCUUUUUGGCUGGACCACUAUGCAAUUGUAAUAAGACAUGCUCACAAUGUAUAAUAGGAAACAUUUGAUUUCAUUGUUUCAUUGAGAUACAUUAUAACCAAGAGAAAAAUAAUGCUUCUUACUUACUGGAAAAAUCAAUAUUCAAUAAUUAUAACAUAUAUACUAUAAUGAUUUUUGGAUUUUUUAUGCAUUAUUUAUUUAUUGUUUAUCCAUUUGUUUGUGCUCACUCUGUGGGAGGUGCAAAGAACCACAGGAAAUAUUCUUAAGUAGGAUUGGAGGUGGUGCAAAGGUAAUAUUAUGAAUGGUUAGCUUCAAUAUGUAGCUUUUAGCAGAUGCAACCUUGAGGUCUUCCAUGGAGGAUAAAAGAGGGGGUGUGUAAUAAAGCCUAAAAGGUGCCUGCAGAUGAGCUUUUUCAGAGCAGUGCAUGUUUUCAGUGAUAGUCCAAGGAUGCAAUAAUUGACCUUCUCACUGCUGUGCAUGACUUGUUAUACUGCACAGCACAUCGUAAGAGAGCAGUGCAAAUACACCUGCUAACAAAGGUUGUAUGCACUUGUACCGUGCACGUGCAAACUUGCAGCUAAUAAGAAUAAUAAUUGUGGGUACGAGGCAGCAUGUUUUCAGGUGUAAAGGCAAUCUUACUUCCUGUGUAAAUACUUUCUUAAUACCCUACAGCCUCACUGAGCACUUGUCUUCAUCUCCACCUAUUCUUUGAAAAAUUCUAUGCAAUUAUGAUUAUUAUUAUUAUUAUUGUUUUUUUUUUUUUCUAAGCACUCUGUACUUUACUGUGUCAUUCUUUUAUUAAAAAUUUCCUAUUCUAAACCGA